GGGGCAAACCCCGGAAAUUGGGUGCCCCCGUCCUUGUCCCGUGAUGCUGCUGGCACUGCUUUGCGAUUUUGGAAAGCUCUAAAUGUGACCGUUCCCUGCAGAAGGCGGUGUAUAUUGACAGGGCAAAGAUCACCGGCGAGCGCCAGGCCAAACUGGGAGACGUCAGGAGGCCCUGGGCACCCUCCCCCCCCCACCCGUGGGAGACGAGGAAAAAGGUAAAGGCGCCUGGUCUCGUUCGGGAGCCAGAGUCACGAUGAGUCAGGACUACCGAGAUCUUGCAGCUGUGGACGUGGAGGACGACGAAGACGAAAUACAGCUCCGAAAAGCCUCCCAGAAACGCUCCCCAGGACUAUCAUGGAGGCAACGAAUCUGCCCCAGCCGUCGCCUGGUCCUGAUCCUGCUGGGAGUGAGCGCUAUCCUCACCAUCGCAAUCAUUGUCUUUGGCGCCAAAGGCAGUAAACGCAGCUCUCAGCUAUCGGGGAUGCGCGAUACGCUUACGAGCCUGAAUCAAAGUAUUGGUGAUGGGAUCGUCUCCCUCCAGCAGAAGGGGACGGACACGGCGGCGAAGAUCACGCAGCUGGAGGGGAAGGUGAAAAAGCUGACGGAGGAAGCAGAAGCAGCCAAGACACGGCUCCUGGCCCAGAUGAUAGCCUUGCAAAGGAGCUUUAGAGGCAUGAAUUGCGACUUGCAGAACUUCAAAAACAACCGAACAGAGGCCUGCUGCCCCAAAGGGUGGGACGUCUUUCGGAAAAGCUGUUACUGGGAGUCUCGACUCGGGAGGCCCUGGGAGGAAGCCAAGGCUGACUGCGAAGCCCGAGAUGCUCACCUGGUGAUCAUCAACUCCUAUGAGGAACAGCGAUUUGUGGCCGUCCGUGUGCGCCCACAGUUUAUGUGGAUCGGCUUGAGUGACGCUACCGGGAGCUGGAAGUGGGUGGACGGGACCCCCUACACCGUUCGCCGAGAGGACUGGUCCCCAGGCCAGCCAGAUAACUGGUACGGCCACAGGCUCGGAGGAGGAGAGGACUGUGCCCACCUCCACCACGACGGCCGCUGGAACGACGACCACUGCUCUCGCAACUACGGCUGGGUCUGCGAGAUGGAGGCAGUGGAAUAAGGGGGGGGAGAGCCUGCCCUUUGACCCCUGGCUCCAUGAAACUGAGUUCUCACCAGUUGCUGAGGGAUCCUGGGGGGCAAUGGGAGCAAUUUGGCUGCCUUUUGCCUGGGGAGAUUCUUCACUUUCCUCUCAAACAAACCCCUCUUACCUACUGUGUCCUAAAACAUAGCCAGCCAUACAAAGCCCUCCGUACUUGACUGCAAAAUAAAAAAAUUCCUUCAGUAGCACCUUAAAGACCAACCAAGUUUUUAUUUUGGUAUGAGCUUUCAUGUGCAUGCACAC
Molecule: messenger RNA, 1396 nt
Organism: Zootoca vivipara (common lizard)
Lineage: Eukaryota; Metazoa; Chordata; Lepidosauria; Squamata; Lacertidae
Product: asialoglycoprotein receptor 1
Source: RefSeq, a predicted model, not a curated record